CUCGAGCUCGAGAAGAUGGCGGCUAAUGUGGAGAAAGCUGAGGGAGGUGGAGGGUCUGUCGAUUCCGACUCGGUUUCGCCCAGGUUGCCUUCUCCACCGCCGGAUCAGCCUCACCAAAACAACCCGCUCCUCGGUCUUCCCAUCGUGGCCAUCGACACCAUUUUAAACUUCCUGUCUUACGAUGAAAUCAGCCUGCUGCGCCUGGUAUGUAAGCGCAUGGACAUGAUUUGUCAACGUAUGCUUAACCAAGGUUUCCUCAAAGUGGAGCGUUAUCACAGCCUCUGUCAAAGACAAGUCAAAGCCCAGCUUCCGAGGCGGGAAUCAGAGAGGAGGAACCACUCUCUGGCUCGCCAUGCAGACAUCUUAGCCGCAGUGGAAACACGUUUAUCUUUGCUCAAUAUGACCUUCAUGAAAUACGUGGACUCCAAUCUCUGCUGCUUCAUACCUGGCAAGGUGAUCGAUGAAAUUUACCGAGUCCUGCGCUAUGUGAACUCUACCCGAGCACCACAGAGGGCUCAUGAGGUGCUUCAAGAGCUGCGGGACAUCUCAUCUAUGGCCAUGGAGUACUUCGAUGAGAAGAUUGUCCCCAUCCUCAAGAAGAAGCUCCCAGGUGCUGACCUGUCUGGCCGUCUUAUAGGAUCUGCACCAGUGGCCGGGCCGUCUAGCUCUCUAAGCACCAUGACUCUUCUGGCCAAGAACGCGCCUUCGCGCUCCGAGAUGACCAAGGUGCAACAGCAGGUAAAGGUGAACGGCGCGUCCAUGACGGUGCUGAGGCGCGAGAUGCAGGAGGUCCGCGUCAAGCAGCUCGAGCAGCAGAAGCAGCUGCAGGACCAGGAGCAGAAGCUGCUGGAACAGACGCAGGUCAUCGGCGAGCAGAACGCGCGCCUCGCCGAGCUCGAGCACAAGCUGCGCGAACUCAUGGAGAGUGCUGUGGGCGCCAGCGCCACCCGGGCCCUGCCCACUACCUCCUCUUCCUCCUCAACUUCUUCAUCCGCUAGCACCGUAGCUGUAGCAUCCACUUCCCCGGUCGGCCUGGGCACGAUAGCGGCGAGGAUAGCCGAGGAAUGUGGCACCUCUCUGAAGCGCCGCCGCAAGAAUUCAGACCUACCGCGCCACUCCAAGCGCCUGCGUAGCAAGAAGUAAAGGGAGGUCUUUUAGGUUUUAUGGCUCACUACAGUUUUGGUUUUGUUGUCCCUCAAUCCGUUUCCUUUGCACCAGAACCGUGGACGGAGCGUGAUGGAGAUCUGCUUUCAAUUUUCCGUGUUUUAAGCAAAUGCUGUUGUGUCCCCUCGUUUCAUAUACACUAAUCUGCCUGAAGGCUCUUGGUGUAAUGGCUUUAGGUGAUGCUUGCCUUCUGUGUCUGCUGUUGUUGUAUGACAUUAUUCCCGAAAUUCAUGGUGAAAGGAAGAUGUAAUUAAGUAUUUCCUGCUGAAUACGCAGGAGGUGAAAAACCAGCACGUAUGUAACACAUACACCGGCUGCAACAUUAUCGUUUAAUCUGUUGCCCCAUAUAUAAGUACGGCCUAAAUUCUGAGGAUCUAAUUUAAAUGACAAAUAUCGUACAGACGUAACCACAUCUUUAACAAUCCCAGGUGACACAUUUGACUGAUGUUGUAGCUACCCUUAUUUUCGUGGUUGUACAGUUGCUUACUAAAUAGAGCCGUCAGUGCAAUGAGACUUGUCGGGAAGCCUCGUUACAAGCUAUUAAUGUCUGAUUUAUUUCGGAGGAGUACAUGUACACACCUGCUACUCCUGUCUAGCUACAUUUCUGUGUUAGUCCAUUUCCCCAAUCAUAUCAAAGCUUUCACUUCGCUACGUGCUGUUUAGUUCUGUUAAAGAGUGUUAAAGAAAAAGUAAAGUUCACCCGUAAACAGUACCACACCAGGAGCGAGAAUAAUGAAAACCGACGCUGUUGCGUAGAAUGAUGUAUUAUUUAACAUUAUCACGUUGCAAGCAAAAGUGUGUCUUGCAUUUAUAUUUAUUAAUUAAAGCUGGUUAGUACUGGUCAUGUGAUGCUAAAGCCCUAAACGUUUUUUUUUUUAAUAAACAAAAACGAUAAAAUAGCGCACAUUCCCUGACAGAUAGAAAUGCACAGAUUUUUUUUUCUUCCUAAGCAGCCUGACUAAGUUGAUUCACUUUCUUUGAAACUAUUAGGUUUUUAUCAACUAAUAACUCUAUAAAGCCUAACUACAAACCUAUUUAGUCAUCCUUAUCGUUUUUCUCAGUCGCUGAGAUACAGUGUUAACCGUGAUAAGCAUGUAUUGUAAAUAUCUGGCAUUUCUUUAUUAAGUUUUCCUGAAGUAUGACUGAAAUGUCUACGCUGACAUGUACAUAAAAAAAUGCAGUUUAACCAGCUGGUUCAUUUGAACUUUAAAAAGGAAAAAAAAAAACAUGGUUUGGACAUGACAAAAAAAACACUGCAAUUUAACUCCAAAUAAAAGACAGCGUAGCUUGUUACCUUGAUAUUUAAAACGAUUCCUAUCAGCAUUGUUUGGGUUAAAAAGACUUUUAAAUUUCGAGCCCUUACUCUUUCUACUUGAAAAGCAGAAGAAGAAAAAAAAUGAGUUGCCUUAAAACUCUGUUAAUCUAUUCCUAUGCAUCAAGCCAUUUGGCCAAAGUUUAUCCUCAGACUAAUUAAUAUCGCUUCGGCCUGAUAUGAUUCGAUCCGAUCUGAUGAAACCUAAACCCAGAUGUCAUACCUGCAGCAUCCUCUACUUUCUGAAACCUUGCUUUAGAAUCGCAUGUACAGUAUGUUUUAAAAUAUAAACCGGGCACACAGAAAUACUUUAUAACUUGUGGCUUCAAGCAAGACUGUCAUUUUAGAAAAAGAAAAAGUCUGUAUUGUAAACAUGUACUUCAAAGAGAGGACUGGAUUAUUUUAUGUAUGUAACAAUGGGAAAUGAAUCUUGUACAUUCAUUGCCUGAUUGUGACAGAAAGGAGGCGUUUUGUUGCACAUAUUAGUGUUAAAACAAUGUACAAAUCAAUCAUAUUAAAUCAGCUUAAGGCAGA
This is a messenger RNA of Clarias gariepinus (North African catfish), 3010 nucleotides long. It is a transcript of the gene fbxo28, whose product is annotated as F-box protein 28. Gene Ontology annotation, molecular function: protein binding. The coding region runs from base 16 to 1143 and encodes 375 amino acids. Gene Ontology annotation, biological process: protein polyubiquitination. NCBI's taxonomy places the organism in Eukaryota, Metazoa, Chordata, Actinopteri, Siluriformes, Clariidae. The record is from RefSeq and is a predicted model, not a curated record. The transcript is spliced from 5 exons.